GCAUUAAUAAACCUCUGUUGUUCUGUUAGGGCUUUCCAGAGGAGAAGCAGAGGAGGAAGUAAAGCUUUGCGCAAAAACCCGCGAGAAUCCACACCCACCCAAGUUUCUUUAGGCAAAUCUACAAUGGCGGACGACGACUAUAAUGACAUGGAUAUGGGAUAUGAGGAUGAGCCACCAGAGCCUGAGAUUGAAGAAGGAGCCGAGGAAGAUUUGGAAAACAAUAACAAUGAUGAUGUUCCUGUGGAACCUAUUGAAACUGAGGAAAAAGAAGAGCAGGGUUCUAAGGACAAAAUUCGCAAAACCUCAAAGUACAUGACCAAAUAUGAGCGUGCUAGAAUCUUGGGUACUCGUGCCCUGCAGAUCAGCAUGAAUGCUCCUGUUAUGGUUGAGUUGGAGGGUGAGACUGACCCACUUGAGAUCGCCAUGAAGGAGCUUCGAGAGCGGAAAAUACCCUUCACCAUCCGGCGCUACUUGCCCGAUGGAAGUUAUGAGGAUUGGGGAGUUGAUGAGUUGAUUGUGGAAGACUCAUGGAAGAGACAGGUUGGAGGUGAUUGAUUGCCAGUUAUUUGUUGUUGGAGGAAUAGGAAUGUGCUCUUAGUUUCUAGAUUGGGUGUGUAAUUGUGGUAUGGAAGAGUUGUAACUCUUGGAUUUUUUCUGUAAAUGUAAAAAGACUAUUUGCAUGAUCCCUCGAGCUAUACUAGUAGACUGAUUUAAAUACCUGCUCUGCCUUUGACUUCCAACAAAAUGAAUGUGGCUUUAAAUGGCCUUCGGAGUA
Molecule: messenger RNA, 775 nt
Organism: Theobroma umbraticum
Lineage: Eukaryota; Viridiplantae; Streptophyta; Magnoliopsida; Malvales; Malvaceae
Gene: NRPB6A
Product: RNA polymerase Rpb6
Biological process (GO): transcription by RNA polymerase II; transcription by RNA polymerase I; tRNA transcription by RNA polymerase III
Cellular component (GO): RNA polymerase I complex; RNA polymerase III complex; RNA polymerase II, core complex
Molecular function (GO): DNA binding
Source: RefSeq, a predicted model, not a curated record